AAUAUCCACAUUGUAUUCCACAGACUGAAAGGGCUUUGACACACCGACAGCGUGGCAAUAAAGUGAUAUAUCCUUGAAACAGCCGGGCCUCAGUUCAUAGGUUGAGUGCUUAGUUUUGUGACGUAGUUUACAGUGGCCAAACUGGCAAAUGAGGAUGAAGAAUAUAAUUAGUAGGUCUUGUUCUAGGAUGUCCACACUUCUUGGCUGCACUUGUCACAAUUUCACAUCCAUUGAAGUCUUUUAUCAGGACAGGACUCCACACAUCAGCAAUGAGUGGGUUUUGAAAGAGGCCAGCUUUCUGCUCUCAAAGGAAACAUUUCUAAGGACUUUGAUUGUUUGUUUUUUGUUGAUUUGUUAAAUGUUUUAUAAACUUCUAUGAGGGGAAAAAUGGAACUUUAUGUACAAGGUAUAAGUAAGGGGGCACCAGAUAACAACAUGGCACAGUUCCAGGAAAUGAUGCGACAGCAGCUGGAGAGCUCCAUGCACACCGAGUUGGGAAAACUGCUGGACACUUCCAAAGGCCCAGAGAAAGAAGUAGCUAAAAAAGACUUUCAGGGUUUUGAGAAACUUUUCCAUCGAUUCCUACAAGUCAAGGGACCAUCAGUGGAGUGGCCCAAAAUACAAAGGCCUCCAGAGGAUUCGAUUCAGCCUUACGAUAAAAUAGCAGCUCGCGGACUUCCUGAUAAUGUGGCCAACAGUCUGAAUAAACUGGUGGUGGUCAAGUUGAAUGGAGGCCUGGGCACCAGUAUGGGAUGUAAAGGGCCCAAGAGCCUGAUCAGCGUCCGCAACGAAAACACAUUUCUGGAUCUCACUGUGCAGCAGAUAGAGCACCUAAAUAAGACCUACAAAACAGACGUGCCUCUGGUGCUCAUGAACUCCUUCAAUACAGAUGAAGACACAAAGAAAAUCCUGCAGAAGUACACACACACCCAGGUCAAGAUACACAACUUUAACCAGAGCAGGUAUCCUCGUAUCAACAAAGAAUCACUCCUUCCGGUGGCCACUAACAUGAGCAUGAGUGGGUCCAGUGCAGAGGGCUGGUACCCUCCAGGCCACGGUGACAUUUACGCCAGCUUCUAUAACUCAGGCCUCCUCGACCAGCUCAUCGCAGAGGGGAAGGAGUACAUCUUUGUGUCCAACAUAGACAACUUGGGAGCCACCGUAGAUCUGCACAUUCUCCACCACUUAGUUUCUCAGCCCAAUGGAAAACGCUGUGAGUUUGUAAUGGAGGUGACGGACAAAACGCGGGCUGAUGUUAAGGGUGGUACAUUGAUUGAAUAUGACGGUAAACUGCGCUUGCUAGAGAUUGCCCAGGUCCCUAAAGCCCAUGUGGAUGAAUUCAAAUCUGUCACAAAGUUCAAAAUCUUCAACACCAACAACUUGUGGAUUUCUCUGGCUGCUGUGAAGAGGCUGCAAGAGCAAAAUGCAAUGGACAUGGAGAUUAUAGUGAACCCUAAGACUCUGGAUGGGGGUCAGAAUGUGAUUCAGUUGGAGACCGCUGUGGGUGCAGCCAUCAAAUGCUUUGACAAUGCCCUUGGCAUUAACGUCCCGCGUAGUCGCUUCCUCCCUGUGAAGACCACCUCCGACCUGCUGCUGGUCAUGUCCAACCUUUACAGCCUGGACGCUGGGUCUCUGACCAUGAGCCCAAAGAGAGAGUUCCCCACUACGCCACACGUCAAGCUCGGCAGCUCCUUCACUAAGGUUCAGGAAUACUUGAUGCGUUUUGAGAGCAUCCCAGACAUGCUGGAGCUCGACCACCUCACAGUGUCUGGAGAUGUCACAUUUGGGAAAAAUGUUUCUUUGAAGGGAACUGUCAUCAUUAUAGCCAAUCACGGAGAUCGAAUUGACAUUCCUGCCGGUUCUAUGCUGGAGAACAAAAUUGUAUCUGGAAACCUGCGCAUUCUGGAUCAUUGAAUUUCUUUAGUACCCAUCCCACAAUGCACCUGUAACAUGUGACCAAGCUGGCUUUAUCACUAAAUGUACAUGUGAAACCCCUGUUUGUCAUAAAAUGGAUGCAAAUAGGACGUAGCAGCACAAGCAGUGCUUUGUUUUGCAAAUUUUAAUCUACUGCCACCUGCUGGAUCACAUAAAAAGUAAGAAAUAGUAUAAAUUAUAAAUGUCCAUUAACAGUUACAUCUGUCAUAAAUUUAUGAUUAACUGAAAAGGUGAACACACUUUUUUUUUUUUUUUUUUUUACUUUAGAUAACUUUAUUUGACUGUUUACACAGCACUUCUAAUGUGACCUUCCAUGAAGCAAUGAACUGUCUAAUGUUAACAUCACAUGUAACACUUUUACAACUUCUUCGAGCCACAACUACAGAUACCAGUGUACUGUUUUGUUUGACAGUAUUUUUCCAAAGAAUUUAUGGCAGCAUAUACUGUUUAUAUACUAUGGCUCAGUAGUAUUCAGCUCAAUAUUUGUAUUGUCUAGACACGACAAUGAAGUUUGUCUUGUGAAUGCCCAAGGUUGCAUUCACAUUGUUUUGUCAUGUCUGUUCUUGUUAUUAUAAAGGACUGAAAAAGAAACACCUUCUAAAUGUACGUUUUAAACAAGAAUAAGCCUUAAUGAAAAGUUCUCUGAAAUUGGCACUUCAACUGAAAUUUUGAACAUUUUCAGAUUUUACUGCUUGUGCCAUAGAUGAUGAAAUGAAGUCCUUUUGUUUAAUGCCUGUUCGCCUCUAUGUCCUGUCACCUUGUAUUGUGUCCUUAUCCAAGAUAUGCCAUCAGACGAUGUAAUGUUUGUCCAAAAAGUGAAGGCCUUCCUAACUGUAUUUGGGUGUGUCUGUUUGAGAGAGUCCCUGUUGUGCAUUCCUUUCAUUUUUAUCAUCGUCAUAGUUCACAGUUACCUUUAUGUUGUCUAAUGCCUCCAUGUCAGUAUCACUCUGCAUUAGUUCAUUUAGGGACAACACAAGAAGGUGCAAUAUUUUAUGCAGUGUUGAUUUUACUUGACUGUACUGAUGCGGAGCGUGGUAAAAACAUUGUGUGCUGGAGAUGUGUGGAGCAAACGUCUGAAUGCAAAAAGUGUUGAGUGUGAGGUCCCAGCCCAGUUCUGAAACCUCAGGACUCAAUAAAGUGCAAUAUGAA
Periophthalmus magnuspinnatus is the source of this 3084-nucleotide messenger RNA. It is a transcript of the gene ugp2b, whose product is annotated as UDP-glucose pyrophosphorylase 2b. The record is from RefSeq and is a predicted model, not a curated record. NCBI's taxonomy places the organism in Eukaryota, Metazoa, Chordata, Actinopteri, Gobiiformes, Gobiidae. Gene Ontology annotation, biological process: UDP-alpha-D-glucose metabolic process; glycogen metabolic process. Gene Ontology annotation, molecular function: UTP:glucose-1-phosphate uridylyltransferase activity. The coding region runs from base 376 to 1914 and encodes 512 amino acids. The transcript has 10 exons. Gene Ontology annotation, cellular component: cytoplasm.